AUGUAUCAACCCCUAUGGAUCCUCUUCCAAGCUACUUGCAGUAUCGCCACUCUCGUAAACCGCCCACCAGAGCUACGAGUGGUAAUCUCCCGUGGCGUCGUGUACGGGAUAUACAACAACACAGCUCAAACCGUCCGGGCAUUUUUAGGAAUCCCGUAUGCUGAGUCCCCAGUUGGACGGCUUCGCUUUGCACCACCACAGCCAAAAUUGCCCACUCAAUACCCAAUCGAUGCAUCCUCCUUCCGUAAUUCUUGCCCCCAGGUUUACACCUACUCUAAUGAAUCAAUCUGGAGAAUUCUUCCAUACAAGAUAUGGAACGCAGCCAGCAUGUCCGAGGACUGUCUUCAUAUUAACAUCUGGACUCCUUCUUUCAAACAUCAGGGUAGAAGCGCGCGGAAAGCAGCAGUGAUGAUGUUCAUGCAUGGAGGAGGGUACGGGUCUGGUUCUGGAUCAGUGGCCUUUUAUGAUGGGACCACUCUGGUGCAGGAGAAUGACGAUGUCAUCGUUGUCACAUUCAAUUAUCGACUCAAUGUCUUUGGAUUUCCCAAUGCACCGGGUCUGAAUCCUUUGGAGCAGAACCUGGGUUUAAUGGAUCAGCGGCUGGCGGUGAAGUGGGUUCAUGAGAACAUAGCCAACUUUGGAGGGGAUCCGAAGAGGAUACUACUCUUCGGGCAAUCUGCUGGGGCGUCAUCGGUUGACAUCUAUUCAUAUGCCUAUCCGGAUAAUCCACUUGUCAGCGCCUUCGCCUUGCAUUCUGGCACUGCUCGGUUAUUGACAACAGAGCCAGACCAUGAGAAUUGGAAUCAGUUGUCUACUGCUCUUGGAUGUGGCUCAGACGUUGAGUCACUUCGCUGUAUGAGACGAGUUCCGGCAGCCAAGAUUGUCGAGGUCAGAACUCACGGGAACUACACCUUUUAUCCGAUCAUCGACAACCGAAAUGUUUUUGCGGAUUAUGCUGCUCGGACUGCCAAGGGGCGACUCGCCCGUCUGCCAACAUUGGCCGGAAUCACCGAACACGAAUUCUCGGCCAUAGUUCCGUUAAGCCAAGAAUCCGUGAAUGAGACCGAGAUCUACGAAAAUGUCCAAAAGUCUUUUAAUUGUCCCCUUCGAGAGACUAUCAAGAUGCGACUUGACCAGAACGUGCCCACUUGGAGAUAUCUAUACCGAGGCAAUUUCUCCAGUCUCAGUCCCACGCCAUGGCUUGGAGCGUAUCACACCGCCGAAAUACCCAUUGUGUUUGGAACUUAUCAUUUGUCCUACCCACGAGCCCCAUCUGCGGAAGAGGCGGAAGCCAGCAGAUACCUCCAAGGAGCUUGGGUGGCAUUCACCAAAGAUCCCCUCCAUGGACUCUCCCAGUAUGGGUGGCCACAGUUCCACUUCGAUGGUCGGUCUCUUCAUUGCACGGUGCUAGUCCCCGCUGAUCAUUGA
Molecule: messenger RNA, 1428 nt
Organism: Penicillium nucicola
Lineage: Eukaryota; Fungi; Ascomycota; Eurotiomycetes; Eurotiales; Aspergillaceae
Exons: 8
Coding region: 1-1428 (475 amino acids)
Molecular function (GO): cholinesterase activity
Source: RefSeq, a predicted model, not a curated record